Saxophila tyrrhenica is the source of this 1575-nucleotide messenger RNA. RefSeq lists its product as uncharacterized. Gene Ontology annotation, molecular function: protein binding. The record is from RefSeq and is a predicted model, not a curated record. The transcript has a single exon. The coding region runs from base 1 to 1575 and encodes 524 amino acids. NCBI's taxonomy places the organism in Eukaryota, Fungi, Ascomycota, Dothideomycetes, Mycosphaerellales, Extremaceae.
AUGCCAGCAGAACCACAACUUCGCCAGUCGCCAGAUCUUCCGCCCGAACUCACGUCUCUUAUCUUUUCGCACUUGCGCUCCAAAUCAGACCUGGUCCGGGUGUCGAGAUGCUCGAAAAGAUUCCAAGAUGAAGCUCAAUCUCAUUUGUACAGCAACUUGGAGCUCCGGCCACUUCCAGUGUCUACCAAUCAUCCGGACGACCGUUUCCGUCUCAGGGCCCUCACCGAGCUGUUCAUCAACAGUCCACAGAAAGCUGUGCUAGUCCGGACCCUCAGCAUUCGUCCUGCCUUCAUCGAUGGGUUCGAAGAGUACGACGAGAACUCCCCAGUUCGAUUUCCAGCAUCUGAGAAAGUCAGACAGCUCAUCCAUGGCACUGCUGCGAGUCAUCUCACCCGAACGGCGUGGUACGAAUGCUACAGUCGCGACAACGAAGACGCCAUGCUGGCUGUACUGUUGUGUACUUUGCCGAAGUUGGCAACCAUAGACUUUGCUAUCUCUGGCUCAGCUCCCUUCGUAUUCCGCACCCUCUCCGUGACGAAACCCUACCAUACCUUCUUGUCCAUGUCUCAGACAGAGUUAGCAAGGCUCCUCCCGGCGCAAGAACACACUACGGCUGGCCAACGGCUUCACUGUGAGCUUCGCGACAUUUGCUGGUCCGGCAAACGUGACCAUGAAACUCCCUUUGUGUGGACUGAAGCGUUAUUCAACCUUCCAUCGGCGAAGCGGCUGUACCUCCAGUUUUUCGACAGCAUCGAGCGUGCUUGGGACGACACUGUCUGGACGAAUCCGUACAUGUACCCUAAUGAACUGCGCGAGCUGCCAGAUGGCACCUCGAGCAUUACAUCGAUAGAACUACGGCAGUGUUCCUUCGCGCCUAGCGAUAUCAUAACCAUUUUACAGACGCCGCGGGCUCUACGCAGCUUCAUCUGGGAGAUUGGUUCGUCGAGCGAGCGCAUCCACACUGUCAAUGAGAUGCGCAACCUUCGAAAGGCGCUAGAUCGACACAAUUCGAGCUUGGAGACGCUCUCAUUGGAUUACACGGAGGAAGAACCCAUGGACGAGACGAUGCCACCGGCAGCGCUUGGAGGCCUACAAGACUUCACGAAGCUGUCCAAGCUGCAACUGGCGAAUAUCUUCUGGCUUGGGGGCGAUUCGAGCGACGAUGUCUUCCGCGAGUCCUGUCUGUUCGAUAUCUUGCCACGCAACAUCACGACGUUGAAGCUGACAAAAUGCGAUGAGACUCUGAAAGAAACGUGCUCGGCUGUCCAAUAUAUUCUGGAGCAUCGUUCUUCGCUGCCUCAGCUGUCGUCGAUCUCUCUUCGCAUCGAGGAAGGAACAGUACGGGACUGCGGGCGCGAAGCUGAAAUUUGUUCACUGUUACGCCUUGCGGAGACCAGUGGCAUCUGGGUCAUUGUGUGGGAGCAGUGUGGAAUGUCAGAUCGGGAGAGAGGGUGGGGUUUCAGUGGAGAGGUCGAAUGGGCUGAGCAGAUAUACGACGAGCUCCCCGACUUUAACAAGGCUCCCAGCUACAAGGCCGUCACAUUGGAAUCUCUAGAGGAGCAAGUGAAGUCAUAG